Molecule: messenger RNA, 15211 nt
Organism: Coregonus sp. 'balchen'
Lineage: Eukaryota; Metazoa; Chordata; Actinopteri; Salmoniformes; Salmonidae
Source: the annotation of a GenBank genome assembly
GGGAGGGGGGGGGGGGAUUGCUCACUCCUCAGUUCGAUCGUUUCAACUCACUGGCGCGCUUCGCAUUAACGCAUUUUUCUCGUUCCAUGGGUGUGAAGACCAGGGGAUCAUACGACACAACCGCCUGCUGUGCGGAGGCAGUGAUAGUCAUGGUGAAAAGCUAUGAUCAUGCUCGUUUAUAAUGAUCAGAUAACGCUUACAUGUGCUUUCAUAUCAGGCUGGCUCAGUUCCAAAAUUAAUACAAGAUUACGCUUUGCUCGGAUUUAAGUGACUUGUUAAUAAGCACAACUGACAUAGUUUCUUUCUGCACCCUGCCACCAAUAGAUGCGGACUCUUCCUAAAAUGCGUUUGAAAGGCAUAUUUUUACUCCUGUCUUUGGGAGCGUUCACCGCAUAUUAUGUUUACCAGCCCAUCCCGGACAAGAUAGAGGAGAGAUGGAAACUCAUGUUGACCGACUGCUUCUUCAGAAGUCUCAGCCACCUGGUAAGAAUAAUGCAAGAAUGGAUUUUUCAAUAAAAUAGAAUAUUCGUUUUUGAUUCAGAUUUUUUUUUUUUAGGCAGACUUAUCCUGUUGAUGUGUUUAAUAUUGUUGUGAAGUUGCUAUUAUAGAGGGAUCGUACUCAAAGCUGCGCUUCUCGGAUGUGCGUGGGAGUCAUGCCUAAAAUACAUGUAUGGUUUUAAGAUGUUAUUGUUUGACUAGAAUUACAAGGUUAUUGGCCAGUCCUUUGGCAUGGUAAAUAGACUUGGUAAAUAGCCUAGUAGCCUAUAGUCUAGUAAAUGUAUUCCGCUGAGGUUGAUGUGUACAUGCAGACAUGCUGAAUGACAGUUACACCAGAUUAUGUCAGACGGUAAUCCAGGUAUUGUAGUCUUGCUCACCUGUUCUAAUUAUAGAUCCUAUUAAGAAAAUCGAUGAAGUAUUUAUGAACGGAUGAACACCAGAUUAGAUGACUGUUUAUACCCCAGCAUUCAUGACACAGAGGUGUUUAUCGAUUUAGAUAUGAUAUAAUUCAACAUUGUAUUUAUUAUUUCAAAUUAUAAAAUAUUAUAUUAUAAAGAGAACAAUGGGUUAAACCAGACUGAAUUCCCUCUAACUAGAAUUAUUAACUUUUAUUAAGCAGACAAUAUUUCACUUUGUCCAUGUUGAGUGAGAGAAGUGAAACAAAUAUAUUUUGUUCAUGGGGGCCAACGGGUGAACUCCCCCUGCUAUUCAGUCACCUACUAUUAUGAAAUCUCGACAGCUUAAUUAUCCACGGUCCUGCCUGUCUCUGUCCAAGACCAAGGACCAGGCCUUUUCUGACACAUAUUUGGCCGGUGCAUGGCACGCGUAUAAAUACCAACAGGGAACCUUGACUGAAUGGAUUUGUGAGGAAACGUAGUGUAAAAGCUCCGAAAAGGCAAACGUAAUUUGAAAUAAUCUACCCAGGUUUACUGGGACCUGGUGUCACGGACAGACGCACGAGACCCUUUCUCCUCCUAUACAAGCCCAGAGCAGAAUACAUCAGCUCUGACACCCCCCUCUGGCUAGAAAGUGACAACGUUACACAAUGCACAGAUCUAGCAGCUUAUCCUCACCAAAUCCUUAUACAUAAGGGGGUAACACAACACUUUAAGAUCAGUGGAUUUAGGGGCGACUUCGUCCUACUCUGAAGAGCACGGGCAGGGGAUGAGGAGAUGUCAGUAGUCAGCUGAUCGGCCCCGGUCAACCCCUGAUUGGCCCCGGUCAACCCCUGAUUGGCCCCGGUCAACUCCUGAUUGGCCCCGGUCAACUCCUGAUUGGCCCCGGUCAACCCCUGAUUGGCCCCGGUCAACCCCUGGCACCUUUUUUUAUUGGUAGUAGAAUCCUAAAGGAUCCCAUAAGACAAAACCAUAUAGGAUAGAAUCUCAUAGGAGUCCAAUAGGACUGGUUCCAAAAUCUGAUAUAAUAUUUCUAUUUGAUUGUAAUUGUAAUCCAAUUGGAUUAUUGUAUUGGAAUCCUAUAGGAUCCUAUAGGAUGUCAAUGUUUUUUUAUUCUUAUAGGAUUUCUAUUAACGUUGUCAAUGGGAAUUGUAUAGAUAUUUACAUUAUAUUCUAAAGGAUUUCUCUUCUAAACUUGGCUAUACACUGUUGUUAACUUGGCCGCUUAACAAAUGGAGCACCCACCCUCCAAACCUCUUAGACAAUUACUUAUGAAGGUGGAACGUGAACUAUAAUAACAUCAUAAGCAACCAAUAUUGUACUGCCACACUUGCCACUUGUGAUGGUGACCCUAUAGUGGGGAACCGCCGGCAAUGUCCCCUCUUCCCAGUAGCUAUCUUGUGCAGCCCCACCCCCCCCCCCCCCAAGGUUCAGAGGUCGAGGCAGGUAGGGAGGGAGAGUGGGUGGUACAACCCUGGGAGGGAGAGAGGGACGGAGGGGAAGGAGACAGGUAGGGAAGGAGUUGAUGUUUCAUUAUCUUUUGGUUUUUAUUUUCCUCUCCCUGUCCCAACAUAAAGAGGGUAAAUGGAACAUUCUGUUUUCCUCUGCCUGUCCCAAACAUAAAGAGGGUAAAUGGAACAUUCCUGUUUUCCUCUGCCUGUCCCAAAUAAAGAGGGUAAAUGGAACAUUCUGUUUUCCCUCUGCCUGUCCCAACAUAAAGAGGGUAAAUGGAACAUUUGUUUUCCUCUGCCUGUCCCCAACAUAAAGGGUGUGGAACAUUCUGUUUUCCUCUGCCUGUCCCAACAUAAAGAGGGAGUGGAACAUUCUGUUUUCCUCUGCCUGUCCCAACAUAAGAGGGUAAAUGGAACAUUCUGUUUUCCUCUGCCUGUCCCAACAUAAGGAGGGUAAUGGAACAUUCUUUUUCCUCUGCCUGUCCCAACAUAAAGAGGGUAGUGGAACAUCUUUUUCUCUGCCUGUCCAACAUAAAGAGGGAAAUGGAACAUUCUGUUUCCUCUGCCUGUCCCAACAUAAGAGGGUAAUGGAAUUCUGUUUUCCUCUGCCUGUCCCAACUAAAGAGGGUAAAUGGAACCAUUCUGUUUGCCUCUGCCUGUCCCACAUAAAGAGGUAGUGUGAACAUUCUGUUUUCCUCUGCUUUCCCAAGAGGGUGUGGAACCAUCUGUUUCCUCUGCCUGUCCCAACUAAAAGGGUAGUGGAAAUUCGUUUUCUCUGCCUGUCCCAACAUACAACGAGGGUAAUGGAACAUUCUGUUUUCCUCUGCCUGUCCCAACAUAAAGAGGGUAAAUGGAACAUUCUGUUUUCCUCUGCCUGUCCCAACAUAAAGAGGGUAAAUGGAACAUUCUGUUUUCCUCUGCCUGUCCCAACAUAAAGAGGGUAAAUGGAACAUUCUGUUUUCCUCUGCCUGUCCCAACAUAAGAGGGUAGUGGGAACAUUCUGUUUUCCUCUGCCUGUCCCAACAUAAAGAGGGUAAAUGGAACAUUCUGUUUUCCUCUGCCUGUCCCAACACAAAGAGGGUAGUGGGAACAUUCUGUUUUCCUCUGCCUGUCCCAACAUAAAGAGGGUAGUGGGAACAUUCUGUUUUCCUCUACCUGUCCCAACAUAAAGAGGGUAGUGGGAACAUUCUGUUUUCCUCUGCCUGUCCCAACACAAAGAGGGUAGUGGGAACAUUCUGUUUUCCUCUGCCUGUCCCAACAUAAAGAGGGUAAAUGGAACAUUCUGUUUUCCUCUGCCUGUCCCAACAUAAAGAGGGUAGUGGGAACAUUCUGUUUUCCUCUGCCUGUCCCAACAUAAAGAGGGUAAAUGGAACAUUCUGUUUUCCUCUGCCUGUCCCAACAUAAAGAGGGUAGUGGGAACAUUCUGUUUUCCUCUGCCUGUCCCACAUAAAGAGGGUAAAUGGAACAUUCUGUUUUCCUCUGCCUGUCCCAACAUAAAGAGGGUAGUGGGAACAUUCUGUUUUCCCUCUGCCUGUCCCAACACAAAGAGGGUAGUGGGAACAUUCUGUUUCCUCUGCCUGUCCCAACAUAAAGAGGGUAGUGGGAACAUUCUGUUUUCCUCUACCUGUCCCAACAUAAAGAGGGUAGUGGGAACAUUCUGUUUUCCUCUGCCUGUCCCAACAUAAAGAGGGUAGUGGGAACAUUCUGUUUUCCUCUGCCUGUCCCAACAUAAAGUGGGUAAAUGGAACAUUCUGUUUUCCUCUGCCUGUCCCAACAUAAAGAGGGUAGUGGGAACAUUCUGUUUUCCUCUGCCUGUCCCAACAUAAAGAGGGUAGUGGGAAAAUUCUGUUUUCCUCUGCCUGUCCCAACAUAAAGAGGGUAGUGGGAAAAUUCUGUUUUCCUCUGCCUGUCCCAACAUAAAGAGGGUAAAUGGAACAUUCUGUUUGCCUCUGCCUGUCCCAACAUAAAGAGGGUAGUGGGAACAUUCUGUUUUCCUCUGCCUGUCCCAACAUAAAGAGGGUAGUGGGAACAUUCUGUUUUCCUCUGCCUGUCCCAACAUAAAGAGGGUAGUGGGAACAUUCUGUUUUCCUCUGCCUGUCCCAACAUAAAGAGGGUAGUGGGAACAUUCUGUUUUCCUCUGCCUGUCCCAACACAAAGAGGGUAGUGGGAACAUUCUGUUUUCCUCUGCCUGUCCCAACAUAAAGAGGGUAAAUGGAACAUUCUGUUUUCCUCUGCCUGUCCCAACAUAAAGAGGGUAAAUGGAACAUUCUGUUUUCCUCUGCCUGUCCCAACAUAAAGAGGGUAAAUGGAACAUUCUGUUUUCCUCUGCCUGUCCCAACAUAAAGAGGGUAAAUGGAACAUUCUGUUUUCCUCUGCCUGUCCCAACAUAAAGAGGGUAGUGGGAACAUUCUGUUUUCCUCUGCCUGUCCCAACAUAAAGAGGGUAAAGGGAACAUUCUGUUUUCCUCUGCCUGUCCCAACAUAAAGAGGGUAAAUGGAACAUUCUGUUUUCCUCUGCCUGUCCCAACAUAAAGAGGGUAGUGGGAACAUUCUGUUUUCCUCUGCCUGUCCUAACAUAAAGAGGGUAGUGGGAACCCAACAUAAAGAGGGUAGUGGGAACAUUCUGUUUUCCUCUGCCUGUCCCAACAUAAAGAGGGUAGUAGGAACAUUCUCUUCUUGGUAUGCAUAGCUGACCAUUCUAUAUUAAAUGAAAAUAAUGCCCAAAUCUUUGUUUUACUGUACCUAAAAACAUAUUUAGUCAUAUUUUUUGUAUUUACAUAUAGGCUGUGCAUUCAAAAUCUUGUGUUAUUUUAACAUUGAUUCCACUGAGGUUGAUGUGCACAUGCAGACAUGCUGAAUGACAGUUACAGCAGAUCAUGUCAAACGGUAAUCCAGGUAUUUGUAGUCCUGCUGAUCUGUUCUAAUUAUAGACCCUAUUAAGAAAAUCGAUGCUGUACUUAUGAACGGAAGACCACCAAAUUAGACGACUGUUUAUACCCCAGCAUGACUCCAGAGGUGUUUGGUGAUGUAGAUACGAUACACACAGCAAAUUUGCAAUCAGAACGUGAACACCACCCCAGUGUUACAUCUAACACUUUCUGAUGUGACCAUCUCAAAUAAUGUUAAACUAAUACUUUUCAAAGUGUUGAUAAACAAACACCCCAAGAGUGUUGGGUCUCUAACACCCGUGGGUGUUGUAAAUUCCAACUUAACUUAAACCUUUAGAGCUGAUGCAGUUACACGUUCCCAUACCACUGUUUUAGGGUAACACUAGGCUGUUGAAGUAUGGUGUUGUAAAAAAAAAAGCAAUGUAUGGGACCACCCAUACACAAAAAACAUAUGCACGCAUGACUGUAAGUCGCUUUGGAUAAAAGCGUCUGCUAAAUGGCAUAUUAUUAUUAUUAUUAUUAUAAAUAAUUACAUUUUUAUGAUAAACAUUCCCUUAGGCGGGCACUCACUUGGUGAAGGCUACAGGACUGCAAGCCAUACAAUAAUGCAACAAUAAUGUUUCUGUCACAAUAGCCAAAAAAAAAAACGAAUUACUGUAACACCACAGGUGUUAAUUCCCUAACGCUGAAACGUCUGGUUUGCAGGCCACAUCGGCAAAUCUCAAUAUGCUGGCUUGCAAAAAGUGUUAUAUAAUUCCUAUUGGAAUCCAGCCAGAGAUAGGAUAGCCAACUAUUUGAACUUUGAAUCACCCGCAACUGCAGUUAGAGUGGCUCUCAAGGUAGGGAAGGUUGAUAAAUGAGACUACUUAAACUGGAACAACCAAUUCAAUUACGUGUGAAAAAGUCCAACCACUUAUAGAUUGGAUUAGUUUAGGAAAAUGUAUGUUAUUUAUCUUUGUGUAGUAUAAGAUCAAUUAGUCAAUCAAUGUGCAUGCAGAAAGCUAUGUAUUAAAACAAACUACUCUAAAAAGCAACCUGCAUCAAUGCAUGUUGAGAAAUAUGAUAACGAGGCCUCUCCGAUGUCUUUUUCACUCUGAGAGAGUUAACGGAAAUGAACUCAACACAGUCGAAUAACAACACCUACGCAGUGUUGAUUCCACUGUGAUUCAAAUAACACUUCGUUUAUUCACAGCAGGUGGUGUCAAUUACAAUCCCACUGGUGUUAACCCCACUAGAAUCAACACUCAGAUAUAACACUGGUGUUAACCCCACUAGACUCAACAUUCAGAUAUAACACUGGUGUUAACCCCACUAGACUCAACAUUCAGAUAUAACACUGGUGUUAUCCCCACUAGACUCAAUACUCAGGUAUAACACUGGUGUUAACCCCACUAGACUCAAUACUCAGGUAUAACACUGGUGUUAACCCCACUAGAAUCAACACUCAGAUAUGACAUUGGUGUUAACCCCACUUGACUCAAUACUCAGGUAUAACACUGGUGUUAUCCCCACUAGACUCAACACACAGAUAUGACACUGGUGUUAACCCCACUAGAAUCACACUCAGAUGUUAUACUGGUGUUAACCCCACUAGAAUCAAUACUCAGGUAUAACACUGGUGUUAACCCCACUAGAAUCAACACUCAUAUAUAACAUUGGUGUUAACCCCACUAGACUCAACACUCAGAUAUAACAUUGGUGUUAACCCCACCUGACUCAAUACUCAGGUAUAACACUGGUGUUAUCCCCACUAGACUCAAUACUCAGAUAUGACAUUGGUGUUAACCCCACUAGACUCAAUACUCAGGUAUAACACUGGUGUUAACCCCACUAGACUCAAUACUCAGUUAUAACACUGGUGUUAACCCCACUAGACUCAACACUCAGAUAUAACAUUGGUGUUAACCCCACUAGACUCAACACUCAGAUAUAACACUGGUGUUAACCCCACUAGACUCAAUACCCAGGUAUAACACUGGUGUUAACCCCACUAGACUCAAUACUCAGGUAUAACACUGGUGUUAACCCCACUAGAAUCAACACUCAGAUAUAACAUUGGUGUUAACCCCACUAGAAUCAAUACUCAGGUAUAACACUAAUAACACCGAGAUUUUAACACCCGCAAAUUUGCUUUAGGAGGAGAAAGGGUCUAGUCUUCCUAGAAAGGUCCCUAGUCUGUCUGUGCCGCCUGGUCGCAACAGUAAACUUGGGUUGAUGAUUACGCUAGUGCUGAGCGAUUAACCAAAAUGUCUGUUAUUUUCCGGUUUUUAAACAACUAAUUUACCAUGUCAAUUCAAUUAUUUGAAUUACAUUUCGUUCAGUUUUUUUCCUGUGAGAUCAAUGCACAGUAUCUCUAGAGAUAAAUCGGAUCAAGACCGAACUGUGCGAUUUGGUAGUGAGUUGUAGUUUACCAACAGGUCAAUAUUCUACAUAGUUUAGCUCAGAAAAUUUUGUAAUUAACUACAAUGACCAUAAUCCAUUGCGCGCCUACUUGUCCGGUCUGUGUGCGGUAGACCAGAGAGGGAGAGAAGAAAUGCAUGAUGGAGAGGGUGUCAGGAUAAACGUGUAUGCGGUGAACGAAGUCAAGCGCAGGACACCGAGAGACUGGCAGAUGUACUUUACUAAUAAACGUAAUGCAAAGUACAAAACAACAAUACCUCCAAAACAGGGAGGAACAAUAAUCGCAAUACACAGUCCUGCCGAAAACAAACAGAGAACAAUCACACACAACAAACGAAUGACAGACAGGGGUUAUACAGGGAAACCAUCAACACUAAUGGGAAACAGGUGUACACAAAGCAGACCAAUCUAGAUGAUUGCUGAAACCUAGAUCGGUGGCAGCUAGUACUCCGGGGAUGACGAACGCCGAAGCCUGCCCGAGCAAGGAGGAGGAGCAGCCUCGGCUAAAUCCGUGACCGAGGGAUAGAGAGGAGUUGCUUAAUGAGGUAUUUCUACCUGAAAAUACAUGAUCUAAGUGAUUGGUAGUUGGUAUUCAGCUGUCAUAAACGUACUAUAUGCCUCAUUUACUUUGAAGAACUACUAAAAUAGUGAUUUAGUCAGACAGCAUAGGCAGCAGCUCUGUAGAGAUGAGAUGAUGACUUGGAAUGAAAUAAUAAAGUCAUCAAUUAAAACAAAUGUAAAAUACACAACACUGAAUAUUUUAUUAAAGUAAAGUAAUGUGAAUAAAUGAUGAUUAUAAAAGUGAUCAGCAGUAAUGGGCAGUCACUACCAUCAUGGGACUUUUAUUAAUUGUUUUAUUCUGUGUUGUUACAGCAUUCAACCCACAUAAUGCAUAGUCCAUUUAAUGUCAAUAAUAAUAAAAAACAAAAAAAUUAAAACCGAAAAAUCAUAAAUGGAACCGAAACAGGACUGACCUCAAAAUGCACGAAUCGCUCAGCACUAACGUUUACUCCAAAAUCCAUCCAAUCAAGAUUCCCUGUUGGUAUUUAUAUGGGUGAUCCAUCCAAUCAAGGUUCCCUGUUGGUAUUUAUAUGGGUGAUCCAUCCAAUCAAGGUUCCCUGUUGGUAUUUAUAUGGGUGAUCCAUCCAAUCAAGGUUCCCUGUUGGUACUUAUAUGGGUGAUCCAUCCAAUCAAGGUUCCCUGUUGGUAUUUAUACGGGUGAUCCAUCCAAUCAAGGUUCCCUGUUGGUAUUUAUAUGGGUGAUCCAUCCAAUCAAGGUUCCCUGUUGGUAUUUAUAUGGGUGAUCCAUCCAAUCAAGGUUCCCAGUUGGUAUUUAUAUGGGUGAUCCAUCCAAUCAAGGUUCCCUGUUGGUAUUUAUAUGGGUGAUCAAUCCAAUCAAGGUUCCCUGUUGGUAUUUAUACGGGUGCCAUGCACCAGCCAAAUAUGUGUCAGAAAAGGCCUGGUCUUUGCUCUUGGACAGAGACAGGCAGGACCGUGGAUAAUUAAGCUGUCGAGAUUUCAUAAAAAUAGGUGACUGAAUAGCAGGGGAAGUUCACCCGUUGGCCCCCAUGAUCAAAAUAUAUUUAUUUAAAUUCUCUCACUCAACAGGAAAUAUUGUCUCUCUCUAACCUCUAUCCCUGCCUCUCUCUCUACCUCUACCUCUAUCCCUGCCUCUCUCUCUAACCUCUAUCCCUGCCUCUCUCUCUAACCUCUAUCCCUGCCUCUCUCUCUAUCUCUAUCCCUGCCUCUCUCUCUACCCUCUAUCCCUGCCUCUCUCUCUACCUCUAUCCCUGCCUCUCUCUCUACCCCUAUCCCUGCCUCUCUCUCUACCCCUAUCCCCGCCUCUCUCUAACUACCCCUAUCCCCCGCCUCUCUCUCUAACCCCUAUCCCUCGCCUCUCUCUCUACCCCUCUAUCCCUGCCUCUCUCUACCCUAUCCCUGCCUCUCUUCUACCCUAUACCUGCCUCUCUCUCUACCCCUAUCCCCUGCCUCUCUCUCUACCCCUAUCCCCGCCUCCUCUCUCUAACCCUAUCCCGCCUCUCUCUCUACCCCCUAUCCCUGCCUCUCUCUCCUCUACCCUAAUCCCUGCCUCUCUCUAUCUAACCCCUAUCCCUGCCUCUCUCUACCCCUAUCCCUGCCUCUCUCUCUACCCCUAUCCCGCCUCUCUCUCUACCCCUAUCCCCGCCUCUCUCUCUACCCCUAUCCCUGCCUCUCUCUCUAACUCUAUCCCUCCCUGCCUCUCUCUCUAACCUCUAUCCCUGCCUCUCUCUCUACCCCUAUCCCUGCCUCUCUCUCUACCCUCUAUCCCUGCCUCUCUCUCUAACCUCUAUCCCUGCCUCACUCUCUACCUCUGCUCCAACAUACCUCUUCAUCUCUCUCUCUCUCCAGGCAGACUUCAGUGAACUGGUGGGGAUGAAGGACUACAUGGGGGUGAUGAUGUUCAUCACCUUUGCUGAGCGGGUGGUGCCCGUGUCAGACCAACAUGUGCACGUCACAGAGGAGCUGUUUGAUGGGGUGGAGGUGGUGGUGUACCAGCCCAAACUGCAGGACGGCAACACUGAGCUGAGGAGAGCAGUCAUAUACCUGCAUGGAGGAGGAUGGUGUCUGGGCAGCUCCAGUGAGUAGCAGUUAGUUGCUUGGUAAUGAAUCCAUCUACCAAGCAAGCAAUUAGUCAAGGCGUAUAUCUAUACAGUAUAUUUAUCCAUCCAUCCACUGAUCCAUUCACCAACAUCCAUCCAUCCAUCCAUCCAUCCAUGCACCCACCCGUCCACAAUGUAAUGUCGGAGAGGUUCAGUGGGCUGAAUGUCAGCACUGGGAACCCAGACAAGAAAUAACCAGCGAUAUGGGGGAGGGGAAUGGGUAGGCCAGAUGCAAAUUAAAGCUGCAAUAUGUAACUUUUUGGGUGACCUGACCAAAUUCACAGAGAAAUGUAAGUUAUAGAUCUGUCAUUCUUAUUGAAAGCAAGUCUAAGAAGUGGUAGAUCUGUUCUAUGUGCGACAUUAGCACUCAUAUUGGUAGCCAUGAAGUGCUUUGAAAGGCUGGUCAUGGCUCACAUCAACACCAUCAUCCUGGAAACCCUAGACCCUCUCUAAUUCGCAUACCGCCCCAACAGAUCCACAGAUGACGCAAUCGCAAUCGCACUCGACCUGCCCUUUCCCAUCUGGACAAAAGGAACACCUAUGUGAGAAUGCUCAUUGACUACAGCUCAGCGUUCAACACCAUAGUGCCCACAAAGCUCAUAACUAAGCUAAGGACCCAGGGACUAAACACCUCCCUCUGCAACUGGAUCCUGGACUUCCUGACGGGCCGCCCCCAGGUGGUAAGGGUAGGCAACAACACAUCUGCCACGCUGAUCCUCAAUACGGGGGUCCCUCUGGGGUGCUUGCUUUGUUCCCUCCUGUACUCUCUGUUCACCCACGACUGCGUGGCCAAGCACGACUCCAACACCAUUAUUAAAUUUGUUGACGACACAACGAUGAGACAUUCUAUAGGGAGGAGGUCAGAGACCUGGCAGUGUGGUGCCAGGACAACAACCUCUCCCUCAAUGUGAGAUGACCGUGGACUACAGGAAAAGGAGGGCCGAACAUGCCCCCAUUGACAUCAACGGGGCUGUAGUGGAGCGGGUCGAGAGUUUCAAAUUCCUUGGUGUCCACAUCACCAACAACCUAUCAUGGUCCAAACACACCAAGACAGUUGUGAAGAGGGCACGGCAACACCUUUUCCCACUCAGGAGCCUGAAAAGAUAUGGCAUGGGUCCCCUGAUCUUUAAAAGUUCUACAGCUGCACCAUCGAGUGCAUCCUGACCGGUUGCAUCACCGCCUGGUAUGGCAACUGCUCUGCAUCCGACCGUAAGGCGCUACAUAGGGUAAUGCGUACGGCCCAUUACAUAACUGGGGCCAAGCUUCCUGCCACCCAGGACCUAUAUACGUACUCGGCAGUGUCAGAGGAAGGCCCAAAAAAUUGUCAAAGACUCCAGUCACCCUAGUCAUAGACUGUUCUCUCUGCUACCGCACGGCAAGCAAUACCGGAGUACCAAGUCUAGGUCCAAAAGGCUUCUUAACAGCUUCUACCCCCAAGCCAUAAUACUGCUGAACAAUUAAUCAAAUGGCCAUCCGGACUAUUUACAUUGACACCCCCCCAUUUUACACUGCUGCUACUCGCUGUUUAUUAUCUAUGCAUAGUCACUUUACCCCUACCUACAUUUACAAAUUACCUGGACUAACCUGUACUCCCGCACAUUGACUCGGUACCGGUACCACCUGUAUAUAGCCUCGGUAUUGUUAUUUUAUUGUGUUGCUUUUAUUUAAUUUUUUACUUUAGUUUAUUUAGUAAAUAUUUUCUUAACUCUAUUUCUUGAAUUGCAUUGUUGGCUAAGGGCUUGUAAGUGAGUAUUUCAUGGUAAGGUCUACACCUGUUGUAUUCGGCGCAUGUGACAAAUACAAUUUGAUUUGAUUUGAUUCUAUGCUUCCCGUUCUUAAGUUUCGUAUUUGCGUCUUUUACUUUCAGAUUUGUAUACCAGCUUCAAACAGCUGAAAUACUAUAUUUUGACUUACGUAAAAUAUACAUUAUUUCACAGCGGUUUAGAUGGUACAAUGGUUCUCUAUACUAUACUUGCUUGUUUUGUCACAUAAACUGAAAUCAGGCCAACUAUUCAAAUUUUACCAACCAGGAAAUGGUAAAGCGAUUUCUGCAUAGUGCAUCUUUAAAUAAUGUAGUAUUUACUAUAGUUUUAAAAAAGUGUAGUGUUUUUGCGGACAUAACUGUAGUAUUUACUGCAGUGUUUUUGUUCGCAGAUAACACGGUAGUAUUUACUAUAGUAUUCUACAGUAUACUACAGUUUACUAUGGAAUUAAUAUACACUCUGUUCACCCUCCACCUCUCCUGAGGAAUGUACACUCUGUUCAAGCUGUUCAACACAGAGACCAUGGUAACCCCCUGGUAACCAAAGGCAAUUAUGUGACAUGCGACAAGUGUCAUGUUGUGCCUGCAAUCUGCUGUUUGUUUGUGUGUGUGUGUGUGUGUGUGUGUGUGUGUGUGUGUGUGUGUUUGUGUGUGACUUGCCAGGACUACAAGACUAUUGAGCAUGAGAUGCUCAAGAUACUGCUCAAGAUACUAUUGAGUACUUUGUAGCUGUUGACGAUGUAAGAUAUUAUUAGAUGAUAUUGUCUCUGACGGCUCUCUCUUCUCUCCUCUCUUUGUGUAGGAAUGGGACCAUACGACCUCCUAGCUAGGCAGAUGGUAAUGGAUCUUAACUCUGUGGUCGUGUCUGUAGAGUGAGUAUAUAUUUGAUGUACUGUAUAUCUGACAUACAUCUGGUAUCAAUGUUAUAUACAGUACCAGUCUUUUGGGGUUUAUUUAUUUUCCCUUUUUGUACUUUAACUAUUUGCACAUAAUAUGACAUUUGAAAUUCUUUUGGAACUUUUGUGAGUUUAAUGUUUACUGUUAAUAUUUAUUGUUUAAUUCACUUUUGUUUAUUAGCUAUUUCACUUGCUUUGGCAAUGUAAAUAUAUGUUUCCCAUGCCAAUAACGCCCUUAAAUUGAGAGAGAGAGAGAGAGAGAGAGAGAGAGAGAGAGAGAGAGAGAGAGAGAGAGAGAGAGAGAGAGAGAGAGAGAGAGAGAGAGAGAGAGAGAGAGAGACACAGAGAGAGACACAGAGAGAGACUGAGACACAGAGAGAGACUGAGACAGAGACAGAGAGCACUUUGUACACCACAUCACACCUGUGAUUCCCUCUGUGAAAGCAUGGCUGCAUGUGUGUGGGGGUAUUGUAUCUGUGCAAACUGCCAGCCAAAUUCCUGCCAACAAUGUGUCGACAUUCCAAUGCUUUCCAAAUGCGUUAGGUUCCAAACUGUUUUUAUAUAACUUGUGUGAUAACGUUAAUGGGCUGAGUCAUAUGACUGUACUAUGCAGUAUCAUUAUAUGACUUGCCUUUCAUCUCUAAACCAGCUCAUGAAAAACAAUGCUCUUGUAUCAGCUAGCCUUUGGUCCCUGAUUAGAUUGAUCACAUACAGUACACUGAUAAUACAGGAUUAGGAGGUUUUGCUUUAGUAAUGUCAACACAACAUGACAAGUUAGAAGUACUGUAGUGUAAUUAACCCCUGGGUCACAACCAGCGAGUCAGAGAUACUUUAUGUCUAAACUAGUUGGAUGUCGUUUUAGAUCCACCCUGAUUUACUGUUUAGUUUUUAUAGAGAUUAAUCACUAUGUCCUUAUUGUUCAGUUUGUAUAGAGAUUAGUCACCAUGUCCUAGUUGCCUCAGGUCCAUAUUGACUUCCAUAGGGUACAGGAAAUGGUGUUGUCAUUUAGCUAUAGCUACCUCAGCUGGUACACAAAUUGUUCUCAGGUGAGAUGACCUGAAUUCUAGCUCAGUUGACCUCUGACCCCUCCACUGUGUCCGCCCAGGUACCGCCUUGCCCCAGAGCACCGCUUCCCUGUCCCGUAUGAGGACGUGUACCGGGUGGUGAAGCACUUCCUCCAGAGGGUGGUGCUGGCCCAGUACACUGUGGACCCAGGACGCAUCGCUGUGUCUGGGGACAGCGCCGGGGGAAACCUGGCUGCAGCCGUGUCCCAGCAGGUUAGCAGUACUAUCUAUCCACUGUUGUUUUGAUCUAUGAGUAGAUGAGAUUAGGAGGAGCCAUCCAAGGCUGCGGUACAGUACAGAACAGUAGGUCUUAUGGUCCUGUGUGUGUGUGUGUGUGUGUGUGUGUGUGUGUGUGAGUGUGUAUCUGUCUGUCUGUCUGUGUGUGUGUGUGUGUGUGUGUGUGUGUGUGUGUGUCUGUGUGUGUGUCUGUCUGUCUGUCUGUCUGUCUGUCUGUCUGUCUGUCUGUCUGUCUGUCUGUCUGUCUGUCUGUCUGUCUAUCUGUGUGUGUGUGUGUCCGUGUGUGUGUGUGUGUGUGUGUGUGUGUGUGUGUGUGUGUGUGUGUGUGUGUGUGUGUGUGCGUGUGUGUGUGUGUCUACAGCUGCAGCAGGAUCCAGAACAGCAGCUGCAGCUGAAGGUCCAGGCCCUGCUCUACCCGGUGCUGCAGGCUCUGGACCUCAAUACCCCGUCCUACCAGCAGAACCAGAACAUGCCUAUCCUGCCCCGCACCCUCAUGGUGCGCUUCUGGAGUGAGUACUUCACCAGCGACAAGACCUUCUUCAGGGACAUGAUGGCCAACACUCAUAACAGCCCAGAGUCUGCUGCCCUGCUCAAGUUCGCCAACUGGAGUGCCUUCCUGCCAGAGUCCUACCGGGGGAAGUACAACUACAGCGCUCCGGUCGUGGCGUUGUCGGCGGGAGGGGCGGGGUCGGACGGGCCAUCGCGCUCCAUCGCUGACCCCCGGGCCUCGCCCCUGCUGGUCCCGGAUGCCGCUUUACGCUCGCUACCCAAGGCUUACGUGCUGACCUGUGAGUACGACGUGCUGCGGGACGACGGGGUGAUGUAUGCCACGCGCCUGCGCCACGCCGGCGUGGAGGUGACGCACGAACACUACGCCAGUGGUUUCCACGGCGCCCUCAUGUUCACGGUGUGGCCAACCGACUUCCUGAUUGGACGCACGAUGACGGAAAACUUCAUAAAAUGGCUGCAGCAUAACUUGUAG